Molecule: messenger RNA, 1251 nt
Organism: Penicillium taxi
Lineage: Eukaryota; Fungi; Ascomycota; Eurotiomycetes; Eurotiales; Aspergillaceae
Product: T2 family ribonuclease
Exons: 6
Coding region: 1-1251 (416 amino acids)
Biological process (GO): RNA catabolic process
Cellular component (GO): extracellular region
Molecular function (GO): RNA binding; ribonuclease T2 activity
Source: RefSeq, a predicted model, not a curated record
AUGUGGGAUUUAUCACAACAGGUCUUCAGUGUCCCUGGGCCUCAAAAGCUCAUCAAAUCACUAGGCUCGCUGUGGCUAGCCUCGCAGGCAACAGAUGAAAGACCAGCCCCUGGAGUUUCUUCAUCGUGUCCUCUUACGGAUGUCAGCUGUCAAGUCAAAUAUGAUGGUCAAGAUACCUGCUGCUUCAACUACCCGGGUGGCCAAUUCAUGCUGACCCAGUUCUGGGACUUCGAUCCCGCUGUUGGCCCUGAUGACUCCUGGACCAUUCAUGGACUUUGGCCUGAUCAUUGUGGUGGUGGAUUUGAUCAAUACUGCGACUCCAAACGGAAAUAUAGCAACAUUUCACUGAUUUUGGUUGAUGCUGGCCGCGCAGACCUGCUUGAUUAUAUGGGCGCCUAUUGGAAAGAUUUCCGUGGCGACGAUCCCAAUCUGUGGGAACACGAAUGGAACAAGCACGGUACCUGUGUCAGCACCCUCGAGACUGAAUGCUAUACAGAUUACUUGCCGCAGCAAGAAGUAGUAGACUACUUCAACAAAACUGUUGAGAUCUUCCAGCAACUCCCUUCCUACGAGUUUCUGGCCAAGGCUGGCAUUGUACCAUCCUCCCACCAAACAUACAAACGUGCAGAUAUCGAGGCUGCACUUGAAGCUGCUCAUGGCUAUCCAGUGACCUUCCAUUGCCGCAAUGGUGUCUUGAGCGAGAUCUGGUAUUAUUACAACAUCGCAGGAAGCCUGCAGACUGGAAAUUUCAUUCCUUCGGCUCCAGAUGGCCAAAUCUCAAAUUGCCCCGCCAGUGGCAUUCGCUAUGUUCCUAAGAGAGCCCAUCAUGAGCCGACCAGAACAACCACCCAUGGCUCAGCGCCCACUGCAACUGGUGCGCCAUUUUCGGGUAGGGGAAACAUGAUAGUAUCGACCCUCAACCAGAGACGUGGCUGCAUCAUCAGCUAUGGAACGUGGUUCUCGUCUGGAACAUGUGCCUCUUUUCGGGCAGAGAAGACAUCAGGUGACGCAUUCACUCUUAAAUCAAGCAAAGGACUUUGUGCUAUUGAAGAGGAUGCUUUCAGCUGUGGGGAUCAUAUAGAAACCCCUAGCGAAUUCACGGUCAAGGACGAUAAGCUCGCCUAUGAAGGCAAUACGACCUUCUACGCCGAGAACGCCCCCAAAGGCCUAGUGCAGAGCACUAUUUUCGUUGCGCAGGAGGAGCAUCCAAUUGAGUUGGAGAUUACGUGGAAGUCGCGAGACUGGGCAUAA